GGGGCCUGGGGUGUCAUGGCGGCACCCAUUUGCUGCCCGUCGUCUGAACAAGGGGAAGAAGCUUCCGGGAGGCAAGUUGAAGGAGGGCCGCCUUUCGCCUCCUCCUCCCGGGGAAGCUGCCGCGGGGAAGCCCGGAGCUCGCCCCUGACGGCGGUGCGUAGCUCUGCCCGCAUCAGAUCGUUUACACGUGACGAUGGUGACACGUGUCGACCUUGAACGCGUGUCUGGUCUUCCCCGUUACGCUGCACCGCCGGGUCGGGAUGCUUAAUUUGAACGAAACCUCACUUCCUUGUGGCAUCCUUUUCUCUCCUAAGCUGGGGUGAAUAAAACUGCUUUCUCCUCCUGCGGAAACGGCAAUUGGGGCUAUCGCCAGGAGAAGUGCUUGCCUCAACCCUGUCCAAGGGGCAUUUCACUUGGCAGCUUUUGCUCAAGAGAUCCUUUUUGAAGUUUGUGAUGGAGGCCGAAUUCUCUGCGGAGGGACUGGCUACGGCGGACUUGCAACAAUCCACGGACAACGUUGGGGAAGCAGAAGAAAGUUCUGGACCGGCUUCUAAAGUGCCGCGGCUGAACGGCGCUCAGGAAGACGAAAAUCCUGCUGUCCAGGGUCUUUCUCAAGAGGAAGGAGAAUCCCACUUCCAGGAUUCUUCGCUAGGCUUGGAGGAAGAGCUGGGCAAUGGGACGCAGGAAGAAGCGGUUGAAGGAAGCGGAGCGUUGACCGAUGGGGGAGAAUAUUACGUCCCGGCGUACGACUUUGGCCAGCCCCCCCGACUUCUGACAGGUGCCUGGGCCGAGUACGGUCACGUCCCGGAGAACUUCUUGAAAGGCUGCAAGUGGGCACCCGAUGGGUCUUGCCUGCUUACCAACAGUGCCGACAACACACUGCGGAUAUACAACCUUCCUCCGGAGCUGUAUGCAGAGCAGUGGGGAGACGUGGCUGAAAUGAGUCCCGUCCUGCGCAUGGCGGAAGGCGACACCCUUUAUGACUAUUGCUGGUUCCCGGGGAUGAAUUCGUCCGAUCCAGAGACUUGCUUCCUGGCCAGCAGCAGCCGAGACAACCCCGUCCACGUGUGGGAUGCCUUCAGUGGGGAGCUACGGGCCUCCUUUCGCCCCUACAACCACCUGGACGAGUUGACGGCCGCCCACUCGCUUUGCUUCACUCCUGACGGUGCCCAGCUCUUUUGCGGCUUUGACAAAAUGGUGCGGGUAUUCGACACGUCGCGGCCCGGCCGGUCGUGCGAAAACAGACCCACGUUUGUGAAGAAACAAGGACAAAGUGGGAUCAUCUCCUGCAUCGCCUUCAGCCCGACGCAGCCCCUUUACGCCUGCACAUCGUACGCCAAGACCGUCGGCCUCUACUCCCGCGCGGAGGGAGACCCCUUGGCGAUGCUCAUUGGGCAUCGCGGCGGCGUCACCCACGCCGUCUUUUCCCCGGACGGCCUUUAUCUCUUCACCGGUGGCCGCAAGGAUGCCGAGAUUCUCUGCUGGGACCUACGGCAGCCGGGCGAAGUUGUCUUCUCGCUGUCCCGCACGGUGGGCACCAAUCAGAGGCUGUAUUUCGACCUGGAUCCGAGCGGGCGGUAUUUGCUGAGCGGGAACACCAACGGCCUCGUUACGGUCUGGGACACCACCCAGCCUCCCCCCGGGGACCCCCCAGCUGUGUUACCACCAGCCCUGCAGUUCCAGGCUGUGGGAGACUGCGUAAAUGGCAUCAGUCUCCAUCCCAGCCUCCCUCUGCUGGCCACCGCUUCGGGCCAGAGGCAUUUUCCCGACCUGCCGGAGAGCGGAGAGGACGAGGCGGAAGAAGGAGGGGAUCGUCCGCUCGCCCCUGUUCGGGCGCCGGGCGAUAACGCGCUCCGGUUGUGGUGGUGCACUCUGGCCUCGCAAACCGAGGGGGCCGUUUCCUAGCCGCGGCCUCUUCUGUGGCACGAGGAGCCGAACGAGAAUCGUGGCAGGCAGGCGGGUUGCGCGCGCGGCACCUGGUGCGCACAACUACAACUCCCGGACGCGGUGUGCCUCCGUCCGCACAGACGCGAGAGAUUGUUCUGAAGAGACAACAAGAGACACAAGUGUCUCAACAACAGACACAACGGCAGAGGGGCAUUUCACGCAGGAGAAAACCCUGAGGGGGUCUCGGUUGACACCCAGAUCUUUCUUCUUGGUCCUCUUUCCUUUCUCUUUUUGAACCAAGCGAGGAUACUGGAUUUUUUUUUUUCCUCACGGGUUUCUUUCCCCCGAAUUCCUCGCUUCUCUGGGAUAUCCGUGUUUUUCUCGGCUUUGCCCAACCGACAGACUUUGGAGAAAGCUCAAGACGGGUUUUUCCGGAUUUAGGCCCAAAUUCCUUCUUCCCGAUACUUAUUUUCACAGGGAAAAAACAGGGGGCUUCCAUCUCCUCAUGAAAGAUUUUGUAAAAAGUUUCUUCCAAAGGAUCCGUAUUGCUUCAAGUCUUUCUCACCAAACUCAACAAGUCUCAAUAAAUGGGGAAGUUUUUUUUUUUAAUUAUUAAUUUAUUUGUAUCCCGCUUUUAUUAUUUCUACAGAACGCAAGAAGGCGAACAACAAUCCUGUGGGGUGGGUUGGACU
Molecule: messenger RNA, 2579 nt
Organism: Crotalus tigris (Tiger rattlesnake)
Lineage: Eukaryota; Metazoa; Chordata; Lepidosauria; Squamata; Viperidae
Gene: WRAP53
Product: WD repeat containing antisense to TP53
Exons: 11
Coding region: 454-1905 (483 amino acids)
Biological process (GO): Cajal body organization
Cellular component (GO): Cajal body
Molecular function (GO): RNA binding; protein binding
Source: RefSeq, a predicted model, not a curated record